This is a messenger RNA of Schistocerca serialis cubense, 2418 nucleotides long. Its product is annotated as trichohyalin-like. The transcript is spliced from 3 exons. NCBI's taxonomy places the organism in Eukaryota, Metazoa, Arthropoda, Insecta, Orthoptera, Acrididae. Bases 1 to 2418 code for a protein of 805 amino acids. The record is from RefSeq and is a predicted model, not a curated record.
AUGGCCGCCAUCCACGGCAUCCCAAGCAACAGAGAAGAGCUGCCGCGGUAUUUAGUGGCCGCUGAACCCAGCUACUGUGGAAAGAGACACUCGCUGGCACUGCUCAGAAGGGCGGGCAGCCGUCCAGCACGCUUCUCCAUGUACUCCGUGGAGGAGAAAGAGGAACUGAGAGAGAAAGGAAAGAAACAAAAAGAGAAAGGAGAGAAAGAAAAAGAGAAAGAAAAGGAGAAAGGAGAGAAAGAAAAGGAGAAAGGAGAGAAAGAAAAGGAGAAAGGAGAGAAAGAAAAGGAGAAAGGAGAGAAAGAAAAGGAGAAAGGAGAGAAAGAAAAGGAGAAAGGAGAGAAAGAAAAGGAGAAAGGAGAGAAAGAAAAGGAGAAAGGAGAGAAAGGGGAGGAGAAAGGAGAGAGAGAAAAAGAUAAAGGAGAGAAAGGGGAGGAGGAAGCGAAAGUGAAAAAGGGAGAAGAGCCGAAGGAGAGGGAGGCAGAGAGCCGGAGGAGAGGGAGGCAGAGAGCCGGAGGAGAGGGAGGCAGAGAGCCGGAGGAGAGGGAGGCAGAGAGCCGGAGGAGAGGGAGGCAGAGAGCCGGAGGAGAGGGAGGCAGAGAGCCGGAGGAGAGGGAGGCAGAGAGCCGGAGGAGAGGGAGGCAGAGAGCCGGAGGAGAGGGAGGCAGAGAGCCGGAGGAGAGGGAGGCAGAGAGCCGGAGGAGAGGGAGGCAGAGAGCCGGAGGAGAGGGAGGCAGAGAGCCGGAGGAGAGGGAGGCAGAGAGCCGGAGGAGAGGGAGGCAGAGAGCCGGAGGAGAGGGAGGCAGAGAGCCGGAGGAGAGGGAGGCAGAGAGCCGGAGGAGAGGGAGGCAGAGAGCCGGAGGAGAGGGAGGCAGAGAGCCGGAGGAGAGGGAGGCAGAGAGCCGGAGGAGAGGGAGGCAGAGAGCCGGAGGAGAGGGAGGCAGAGAGCCGGAGGAGAGGGAGGCAGAGAGCCGGAGGAGAGGGAGGCAGAGAGCCGGAGGAGAGGGAGGCAGAGAGCCGGAGGAGAGGGAGGCAGAGAGCCGGAGGAGAGGGAGGCAGAGAGCCGGAGGAGAGGGAGGCAGAGAGCCGGAGGAGAGGGAGGCAGAGAGCCGAAGGAGAGGGAGGCAGAGAGCCGAAGGAGAGGGAGGCAGAGAGCCGAAGGAGAGGGAGGCAGAGAGCCGAAGGAGAGGGAGGCAGAGAGCCGAAGGAGAGGGAGGCAGAGAGCCGAAGGAGAGGGAGGCAGAGAGCCGAAGGAGAGGGAGGCAGAGAGCCGAAGGAGAGGGAGGCAGAGAGCCGAAGGAGAGGGAGGCAGAGAGCCGAAGGAGAGGGAGGCAGAGAGCCGAAGGAGAGGGAGGCAGAGAGCCGAAGGAGAGGGAGGCAGAGAGCCGAAGGAGAGGGAGGCAGAGAGCCGAAGGAGAGGGAGGCAGAGAGCCGAAGGAGAGGGAGGCAGAGAGCCGAAGGAGAGGGAGGCAGAGAGCCGAAGGAGAGGGAGGCAGAGAGCCGAAGGAGAGGGAGGCAGAGAGCCGGAGGAGAGGGAGGCAGAGAGCCGGAGGAGAGGGAGGCAGAGAGCCGGAGGAGAGGGAGGCAGAGAGCCGGAGGAGAGGGAGGCAGAGAGCCGGAGGAGAGGGAGGCAGAGAGCCGGAGGAGAGGGAGGCAGAGAGCCGGAGGAGAGGGAGGCAGAGAGCCGGAGGAGAGGGAGGCAGAGAGCCGGAGGAGAGGGAGGCAGAGAGCCGGAGGAGAGGGAGGCAGAGAGCCGGAGGAGAGGGAGGCAGAGAGCCGGAGGAGAGGGAGGCAGAGAGCCGAAGGAGAGGGAGGCAGAGAGCCGAAGGAGAGGGAGGCAGAGAGCCGAAGGAGAGGGAGGCAGAGAGCCGAAGGAGAGGGAGGCAGAGAGCCGAAGGAGAGGGAGGCAGAGAGCCGAAGGAGAGGGAGGCAGAGAGCCGAAGGAGAGGGAGGCAGAGAGCCGAAGGAGAGGGAGGCAGAGAGCCGAAGGAGAGGGAGGCAGAGAGCCGAAGGAGAGGGAGGCAGAGAGCCGAAGGAGAGGGAGGCAGAGAGCCGAAGGAGAGGGAGGCAGAGAGCCGAAGGAGAGGGAGGCAGAGAGCCGAAGGAGAGGGAGGCGACGAAGGAUCUCCAGCAAGAAGUGCAGACUGCGAAGGUGGAAACGCCCGCGAUGGUGAGGCGCGCAGAGCACAGUCAGGCUUUGCUGUAAAACCGCAUGCCGUGACCGGUCGGCGCUCCGCGCCGUACAGUCAGGAUGAACUGCUCACCCGCGCCGCCAGACAGCUCGGCGACAGCCCGCCGGCCCCACGCUGGCUGGCAGGCUGGCCGGUAGCCAGGAGACGCGGCGGCGGCGGCGACGACCCGUCUCUCUACACCGCCGCCACGACAGGCCAACCGACAACGCCGCGCUCGCCUGCUUAA